AGUAUUAUUACUCAAUGGUUGUUAUGCACUAUGCAGUGUAAAUUGUAAACUGUGAAGUUAGUGUGUAGUGUGUACCGAUUGGCGAUUGGGUACUUGUUAGUCGUUACACUGUUAUAGUUACGAUUUCUUUUUUUUUUUUUAUCGUUGCCGCAGUAUUAUCUGCCACCGUCGCUAUACAAAUACAACGCAAUCUGGCAGGUUCAUUAAUCAUUUGACAUUUAGUAUUCACUAUUCGUUUCGUUUGUAAUCAUGUCUGCGGUGUUCGCAUGACAACGGUGUAUAAUAUUGUGAAUCGGUGUCGGUGCUUCCGUACGUACGAGUGUGUGCCUUGAAUACCUAUUUUCGUUUAUGCGAAUCGACUUAUCAUGCUGGGCUGGCUGAGGAAAGAUGAUAACAAAAAGAUCGAAACGUACGAGUCCGUCUUGGACGGGCUACGAGAGAAGUAUAAGUCCAAAUUGUUGCCCCUGGAACUGGCGUAUCAGUUUCACGAUUUCCAUUCUCCGCAGCUGGAUGAUCCCGACUUUGACGCCAAACCAAUGAUAUUGCUAGUUGGUCAGUACUCUACGGGAAAGACUACGUUCAUCAAACACCUUCUAGAAUCCGAUUUUCCGGGUAUCCGUAUUGGGCCCGAACCCACUACAGACCGUUUUAUAGCUGUCAUGUACGAUGAAAAUGAAUCAAUUAUUCCUGGCAACGCGUUGGUAGUAGAUCCUAAACGACAAUUUAGACCUCUGUCAAAAUUCGGCAAUGCAUUCCUCAAUCGGUUUCAGUGUUCUUUAGUAAAUUCGCCUGUUCUAAAAGGUAUCUCAAUAGUUGAUACACCUGGUAUUUUAUCAGGAGAAAAACAGAGAGUAGACAGAGGGUAUGACUUUACCGGUGUAUUAGAAUGGUUUGCUGAGCACGUGGAUAGAAUAAUUUUGCUGUUUGAUGCUCACAAAUUGGACAUAUCGGAUGAAUUCCGUAGAUCAAUAGAAGCAUUACGAGGCCACGAUGAUAAAAUUAGAAUUAUUUUAAAUAAAGCUGAUAUGAUUGAUCACCAACAACUGAUGCGUGUUUAUGGAGCACUUAUGUGGUCCUUAGGAAAAGUUCUGCAAACUCCUGAAGUAGCCAGGGUUUAUAUUGGAUCAUUUUGGGACCAACCUUUACGAUAUGAUGGCAACAGAAGAUUAUUUGAAGAUGAAGAACAAGACUUGUUCAAGGACUUGCAAUCUUUGCCGGGAAACGCGGCAUUAAGGAAACUAAACGACUUGAUAAAACGCGCAAGAUUAGCCAAAGUUCACGCUUAUAUAAUCAGCGCGUUACAUAAAGAAAUGCCAGCUCUUUUCAGAAAAGACGGCAAGAAAAAAGAAUUGAUCAAAAACCUUGGCACUAUUUACCAAAAUAUCCAGAAAGAACAACAGAUUUCGCCCGGAGAUUUUCCUGAUCUAAAAAAAAUGCAGGAUGUGCUGGUGAAUUUAGAUUUUAGUAAAUUCCAAAGUCUUAAACCACAUUUGUUAGAAGAAGUUGAUAAAAUGCUUGCCAACGAUAUCGCCAAGUUGAUGGCCAUGAUUCCUUUGCAGGACAUGCAAAAUCGUAAAAUGGACAAUGGAGUCGCUGAACAGCAGCAGCAGCAAGCGGUAGUCAAAGGAGGCGCGUUCGUGAGCGUUCAAGACACAGCAAGCCCGUUUGGGUACAAAAGAGGAGAAGGUAUCGACGCUGGCAAAGGUGAAACAGGUUGGGUGGUGGCCAAGGAACGGCAGAAAUACGACGCAGUGUUCAACACACUGGAAAAAUCCGACGGAAAAUUGUCGGGAGCAGUGGCCAAAGCCGAAAUGGUCAAAUCGAAACUGCCUAACUCUGUUCUGGGCAAAAUAUGGAAGUUGUCGGACAUCGACCGUGAUGGUUUCUUGGACAUGGACGAAUUUGCGUUGGCAAUGCAUCUGAUACAAGUGAAGCUGAGCGGGCAUGAUUUGCCCGUCGAAAUACCCGAUCAUUUAGUUCCUCCCUCAAAACGGGACAUUUAGCGAUGGACGAAAAAACAGGAAUCCUAUAUGUAUAUUACAUAGAUACAACACCAACACGCGAAAAAAAUCAUUCUCGACUGUAUCAUUAAUAUUAUAUGU
Molecule: messenger RNA, 2102 nt
Organism: Melanaphis sacchari
Lineage: Eukaryota; Metazoa; Arthropoda; Insecta; Hemiptera; Aphididae
Gene: Past1
Product: EH domain-containing protein 1
Exons: 6
Coding region: 366-2003 (545 amino acids)
Biological process (GO): endocytosis; endosomal transport
Cellular component (GO): cytoplasm; plasma membrane
Molecular function (GO): protein binding; calcium ion binding; GTP binding
Source: RefSeq, a predicted model, not a curated record